Corylus avellana is the source of this 2784-nucleotide messenger RNA. The record is from RefSeq and is a predicted model, not a curated record. NCBI's taxonomy places the organism in Eukaryota, Viridiplantae, Streptophyta, Magnoliopsida, Fagales, Betulaceae.
AUGGUAAAGGUGAAGAAGCCCAUCUUGGUAUUCCUUAUGGAAACCAAGCUACGAAGUAACAAAAUGGAGAAGGUUCGGUGGAAACUGGGAUUUAACAAUAUGUUCGUGGUGGACUGUGUGGGCAAAAGUGGGGGCCUGGCGAUGCUGUGGCAAAACGAAGCAGGGGCGGAAAUUCAAAACUUUAGCCGCAGACAUAUAAACGCCACUGUGAAUUAUCCUACGGGUACCCCUCCAUGGAAGCUCACCUGUUUUUACGGACACCCCGAGGCUUGUAAAAGGGCGGAAGCUUGGGAUUUGCUGACCCACAUUUCACGGAUGGAGCCGGAGCCGUGGAUUUGCUUUGGAUAUUUUAAUGAAAUUGUUAGCUUGUCUGAAAAAUGGGGAGGAAGCGGACGACAACGAGGUUUGAUGGAAGCUUUUCAAAAAACUUUGGAGGACUGUUCACUUGCUGAUUUGGGUUAUAGGGGUCCAAAGUAUACUUGGACUAAUUGCAAAGAAGACAAACAAUUUACAAAAGAGCGGCUUGAUCGUGUAAUUGCCAACCGAAGUUGGUGUGACUUAAAUCGGGAAGUGGAUGUCGUUGUGGGGGCAGCACUUAGUUCUAACCACUCACCAAUUUUCAUAAAUCUGUUGGGAGGUGUUUAUGGACAGCAAGGUCAGAAACUAUUCAGGUAUGAAGCACAUUGGGAGUCUGAGACAAAAUGCCAUGAAAUAAUAACUCAAGCUUGGGAGGAUUGGGGCACUCAAAUUGACCCGUGGCAGAAUCUUGGUAGGCGUAUUGAGAGGUGUAAAAAGGGACUUCAAAAGUGGAACAAUGCAGAAGUGGGCCAGCCAAAAAAAUUGAUGGAAAAUAAAAUGAAGCUUUUCCGUGAGAUGCAAGAUGAAUGGCGAUGGAAGCAAUGGGCAAAAAUCGAGUGGUUAAAACAUGGUGAUAAAAACUCAAAGUUUUUUCACGCAUGUGCUAAUCAGAGGCGAGCUAGAAAUAAAAUCCGUGCUAUUCAGGAUGAACAUGGGCGAAUUGCAGAGACACAAGAGGAGAUUGGGGGCAUUUUUGUGGACUAUUUUAUGGGGCAGUUCACGGCAGGGGAGUUGGGGAAUAUGGAAGAAUGUGUGGGUGCCAAAGCUAGCCGGGUCACAGAGGAGAUGAAUGGAAGAUUGCUGCAACCUUUUUCUGCGAAUGAGAUGAGGAUUGCUCUCUUUCAGAUGGCUCCGCUUAAAGCACCAGGACCGGAUGGACUCACGGUAGGUUUCUUUCAAAAACCUUGGAACACUGUGGGACCUGAGGUUAGUAAAGCCAUUCUUCAUACACUGGAAUGUGGAUUGAUCCCCAAUGAUUUGAAUGAUACCUUUAUAGCUUUAAUCCCCAAAUCCAAAAACCCCAAGAGUGCCUUCAUACCUGGGCGUCUGAUUACAGAUAAUGUAUUAGCCGCUUAUGAGACACUACAUACAAUGAAAACCAGAAUGCGAGGUAAGAAAGGGUAUAUGGCAGUAAAGAUUGAUAUGAGCAAAGCAUAUGAUAGGGUGGAGUGGCAUUUUCUGCAAGAGAGCAGAUUGUGCCAUUGGACCCGCUUGACGAAUAUACUCAAGACUUAUGAGGUAGCAUCGGGGCAAAGGCUGAAUGCUUCAAAAACGGCAAUCCUCUUCAGCCAAAAUACCCGCUCGGAGGUGAAGCAACAUAUAAUUGAGGUGUCAGGUGUUCCUAGCUCCCAAAGAUAUGACAAGUAUCUAGGUCUCCCGGUGUUGGUAGGGAAAUCUAGAACAAAAGAAUUCAGGAGUAUCAUAGAUCAUGUAUGGAAAAGACUUCAAGACUGGAAGGUAAAAUUGCUCUCGCAGGCGGGGAAAGAAGUUUUAUUAAAGGCCGUGAUACAAGCCAUCCCGACAUAUUGUAUGAGUCUCUUCAUGCUCCCCAAAGGGCUACGCUCCGAAAUUAAUUCAAUAAUGCAAAGAUUUUGGUGGGGAAAUCAGUCUUCCGGAUCUGGGAUUCAUUGGUUGAAUUGGAGUAAAAUGGGAGAAGCUAAAAACUGUGGCGGAAUGGGAUUCCGGGAUUUUAAGUGCUUUAAUAAAGCACUCUUGGCGAAACAAUAUUGGAGGUUGUGGAAUUUGCCGAAUAGUUUAGUCUCUCAAAUUAUGGCGGCCAAAUAUUACCCUCAUGGUUCAGCACUAGAGGCCCAAUUGGGGAAUAAGCCGUCGUUUGCAUGGAGAAGUAUAUGGGGGUUGGGUGAUCUGCUGAAAGAUGGGUUGGUGUGGAGGAUCGGCAACGAUGCAACAGUGCAAGAGCUAAUUGACCAGGAUACACGUUGGUGGAAUGUGGGGCGUCUUGAGCAACUGUUCAGUCCAGAGGAGAUACAAGCCAUUAUGACAAUUCCAAUAAGCUGUACAAACAAAGCUGAUGUCUUGAUUUGGAGGGGAACGAAGACGGGCUCUUUCUCUGUUAGAAGUGCAUACUUUAUUGCAAAGUCUAUGGAGGUGAGAGCACGAGCAAGCAGCUCUAUAGGGGCACAAAACAAUGAGGCAGCGUUAAAUGCAUUCAGAGAAGCCAAUUUGCAAACAGAUCAUGGAAGGGAAGAGGUUAGCAGGUUACAUGUAGCCAAAUGGGUAGGACCCAACCCAGGGUGGAUAAAGAUCAAUUGGGACGCUGCAGUGUGCAUCAAACAGGGCAUUUUCGGCAUGGGGGCAGUAGCUCGCGAUGGGGAGGGCACUGUGUUGGCGGCACACUGUCUGGUGGGGCGGGGUUCCUUGGAUCCCUAUGCUGCAGAGACUUGGGCGGGUGUACAGGCUGCAUGA